AGGCAGGUCCACUCAAUCUGUAUCUGUAUUAGUAUCUGUAACAGUAUUAGUGUUAACUUGAAUAUUAAGAGAGCAUGGGUAAGAAAACUAAAAGUCAGACUAAGACAUUGCCCCCAAACGAGCAACAAGUAAAGCCAGAGCCAGAUGGUUUGCAAGUAUCGAAUCCGCCUGCAGUGGAAGAGCAAUCUAUAGACAAGAGUGUAGAGGUAUUUUUAUGGCUAUUUGCAUAUAGUGUUCUCAUGUUUACGCUGCCUUUUCUGGGCUUUUAUGGAGUGCGGAACUGGCUGGAUGAAUCGUUUCCCGACCUUGACACAUUUCAAAAGAACUGCUACUCCGUGUUGACAGCUGUACUGGUUGUCAAUGCCAUUGUAGCUAUGUAUGUGCUCAAGGCCAUUCGUGAAAAAGAUCCUCCACCUCUGCCCGUUGAAGAAAAUCAGGAAAGUAAGAAAGAUCAGUAGAUUUUACCAAAUGUAAUAAAUACAAACGAAAGAUUCGCAACAAUCGUUUUGUAUUUCUAUUAAAAGAAGCGAUUAAGAAAAGAUCCUUCUGCUCUGCAUGUAGGAGCAAGAAAUAUAUAUAUAGAGUUUAACAAAUGUAAUAAAACCACACACAGAAGAUUCUUAA
Messenger RNA from Drosophila albomicans, 624 nucleotides. RefSeq lists its product as uncharacterized. Lineage: Eukaryota; Metazoa; Arthropoda; Insecta; Diptera; Drosophilidae. Bases 75 to 458 code for a protein of 127 amino acids. Gene Ontology annotation, biological process: vacuolar proton-transporting V-type ATPase complex assembly. The record is from RefSeq and is a predicted model, not a curated record. The transcript has a single exon. Gene Ontology annotation, cellular component: endoplasmic reticulum membrane.